AUGGAUCAAGUUGUACUUGUUGAAUUUGAGGAUGCUACUGAUAAUUUGUAUCCAGCUUUAUUCCAGUGUUUUACUAUAAUUUUAUGCGGGUACAUAGCUGGACGUCUUAAUGUAGUGUCAGCAACAGAAUCUAAGGGCAUUGCCACAUUUGUGGGCACUUUUGCAUUGCCAUCUCUUAUCUUUCUGUCACUUGCCCAAUUGGACUUCAGUACAGUUAAUUGGACCUUUCUUGGUGCAAUACUACUUGCAAAGGGUUUAGUAUUCUUUGCAGUAAUGAUUGUUACUAUGCUGGUCUCCAAACCCUUGAAUUUGGGAAGAGCAGGAAUAUUUGCUAUAUUUUGCACACAAAGCAAUGACUUUGCGUUGGGAUAUCCCAUCAUAAAUGCAUUAUACCAAAAAAGUCAUCCGGAAUACGCUCUCUACUUGUAUCUGAUGGCUCCAAUUUCACUGGCAAUAUUGAAUCCAAUUGCUUUUGUAUUAAUGGAGAUAAAUAAGCAAAGAGAACAAACACCAGCUAUAACUAUAGAAGGUGAAUCAACAUGGUGUAUUUGUAGUAGGAAGUUGUUGAAGCAGAUUGCUAAAGGCAUAGCUUUCAAUCCUGUAGUUGUGAUGACAGUGUUGGGUAUUUUUGGUAAUGCUGCAUUUAAACACCAACUCUCUAUUUACAUUGAAGGACUUUUGGAGGUAUUUGGCCAAUCAUUUGCUGCAACUGCCCUAUUCUUGCUAGGGUUACGCAUGGUGGGACAGAUUCACAGACUGAGAGGACCUGCCCUCCUGUUGCCCUGUGUUCUGAUUAUGGUUAAAUUAAUUGUCCUGCCAGUGGUUAUGAGGGAGAGUGUAAGCGCGCUGAACGCUGGUGUAAAUGAAUCUGAAACUUUAUCACUCUCUACGUACGCGUUCCUAUAUGGAACAAUACCGACCGCGCCGGCAGUGUUCGUAUUCUCGAACUUAUAUCAACUAGAAAUCGACUUGAUGGCGUCCUCAAUGGUGAUAUGCACAUUCCUGUCAGCGCCCAUGAUGUUUAUGUCGGCACAAAUGAUAGCUAUUAACAAGGACUUUGCAGACCAACUGAAGAAGUUUGGCUUCGACCUUUCUAUAGUAUCAUUGAUUGCUUCACUUUGGAUACUGUUUGUUUUCAUUGUGACUAAGAAAUAUAAACGGAUGCCGCAUCGACUGACUCUGUGCUUGAUUGUGUCGCAGCUACUGUUGGCUAUCAGUGUAGUAUGGGGCGGGCCCCUUACUAACUACACUCCGUCCUGGCAUGCGAGCGUGCAGCAAGCUCUGCGAAUAUUCAGCAUGUACUCCUGUCUACUGUGGACCUCUAUGCUUUCUGUUGGACUUCUCAUGUUACAGAGCCGUGGACCAUGUUUCGUGGUGACACUGUGGCCGGUGUUAGGCUUUGUGGCAUGGGGUGCGCCUGUGGUAAUGGUCGUGGUGCUACUAGCGACUAAGGGCACCGGAGACUUGGACUGCAAGGCCACUGAUGCGAUACGACUCUGUUUACUUGUGUUCUGUAUUACAGUAACCAUCGGCUGUUUAAUCCUGUACAUAAGAUUCCGACGUCGCAGCGCACAGUUUGCGUCGCUCUCCGCCGAAAUAGCCACUAACUCCAGUCCUCAGGAAGAGUCCACCAGUUUGAUUGAUAAUGCAGAACCUGUCUCGCAAACACAGUCUAUUGCCAAUAAUAGCAAUGGUUGUUACGGAACCAUUACAUCGUCUCCAUCACCGCGCAGUCCAGGCAAGCAGUCAGGGUGCUGUUCCGACGAUCCCAACUGUGAGAACGGAUUGACUGCUUCACGCGACAUUGAAGAUAUUGCUGAUACCAAGGAUUGUGCCUGCCCACCAUCUCAGAAGCACCGUUGCACGGAGCCAGGGGCGUGUCAGUACUUGAACGAGCUGGAGCGGGCCGCCGGUGCACUGGGACUAUUACCGCCCGAGCAGACACGCGGCCGCGGCGGACAACUACUCAAACAUACUGUGCUGAUCAUUGUGUACAGUCUCAGCAUGUUUAUUGGCAUUACCUACACAACUUGGCGCAUGAUGUUGAAGGAUGAGAGUGGAGUGUUCGUGGAGAUAGAGUUUCUGGACAUAGUGGCCAACUAUGGACAGGCAUUGGUCAUGUUCAUACUCUUCGGACUCGACCCUGAAGAAAUACUGAUACCCACAGUCCGAUUCUUGAAGACUAAAUGGUAUGGAGGGGAUACAGUGGUUCUGCCGUCCAUAGAAGACCUAAGUUUUGAAACCAAGCAUGUUUGUGAUCAGUUCAUCACACAUCAUCUUGAUCGCUGCAAGGAGGCUAUUGCUAAAGAUACUAGAUGGCGCAUGCGCACAUAUCGUGGUGUAUUCCGAGGCUCAUGCCUGGUUCGCUGGCUAAUCAACUGCGGUCUAGCAAAAGAUGAACAUGAAGGAGUACAAUAUGGUCGACACCUACUCGACGGACGACUCAUAUCACACGUGAAUAACGCCCAUCAUUUCUCUAAUUCACCUCUGUUGUAUACGUUCAAGUAA
Molecule: messenger RNA, 2508 nt
Organism: Spodoptera littoralis (African cotton leafworm)
Lineage: Eukaryota; Metazoa; Arthropoda; Insecta; Lepidoptera; Noctuidae
Source: the annotation of a GenBank genome assembly